Miscanthus lutarioriparius is the source of this 1698-nucleotide messenger RNA. The record is from the annotation of a GenBank genome assembly. Lineage: Eukaryota; Viridiplantae; Streptophyta; Magnoliopsida; Poales; Poaceae.
AUGGCGGCGGCGGCGGUGACGUCCAACGGCGGCGCGGUGGCCGCGAACGGCGGGCCGACGCCCGGCCGUCUGGCCUCCGUGUACAGCGAGGUGCAGACGAACCGGCUCCUGCACGCGCUGCCCCUCCCCUCCGUCCUCCGCUCCAACUUCUCCGUCGUCGACGGCCCCGCCAGCUCCGCCGCGGGCAACCCUGAUGAGAUCGCCAAGCUCUUCCCCAACCUGUUUGGACAGCCCUCGGUGUCGCUGGUGCCGGCGGCCGAGCCCGCGGCGACCAGGCCGCUCAAGGUCGGUGUCGUGCUCUCCGGUGGACAGGCGCCGGGCGGCCACAAUGUCAUCUGCGGCAUCUUUGAUUACCUGCAGGAGCGUGCAAAAGGCAGCACCUUGUAUGGAUUCAAGGGAGGCCCAGCUGGGAUCAUGAAGUUCAAGUAUGUGGAGCUCACUUCAGACUUUGUGUAUCCCUACAGAAACCAGGGCGGAUUUGAUAUGAUCUGCAGUGGAAGGGACAAGAUUGAAACACCGGAGCAGUUCAAACAAACUGAAGACACAGCCAACAAGCUUGAUUUGGAUGGACUUGUUGUCAUUGGUGGUGAUGAUUCAAACACCAAUGCCUGCCUCCUUGGUGAAUACUUUAGGUCAAGGAACAUGAAGACCCGUGUUAUCGGUUGCCCAAAGACUAUCGAUGGAGAUCUGAAAUGUAAGGAGGUUCCAACAAGCUUUGGGUUUGAUACUGCUUGCAAGAUAUACUCCGAAAUGAUUGGCAAUGUUAUGACUGAUGCAAGAUCAACAGGAAAAUACUACCACUUUGUGAGGCUUAUGGGUCGUGCUGCUUCUCACAUUACAUUGGAAUGCGCUUUGCAAACACACCCCAAUGCUGCACUCAUUGGGGAAGAGGUUGCUGCAAAGAAGCAAACCCUUAAGAACGUCACAAACUACAUUACUGAUAUCAUCUGCAAGCGUGCAGAUCUUGGUUACAACUAUGGUGUUAUCCUUAUACCGGAAGGCCUGAUUGAUUUCAUCCCAGAGGUUCAAAAACUCAUCGCAGAAUUGAAUGAAAUUUUGGCACAUGAUGUUGUUGAUGAGGCAGGGACCUGGAAAAGCAAGCUUCAGCCUGAAUCAAAUGAGCUGUUUGAGUUUUUGCCCAAAACUAUUCAGGAGCAACUUAUGCUUGAAAGGGAUCCCCAUGGCAAUGUUCAGGUUGCAAAAAUUGAAACCGAGAAAAUGCUUAUUAGCAUGGUGGAAACUGAACUUGAGAAGAGAAAAGCUGAGGGGAGAUACUCUGCACAUUUCAGAGGACAAGCUCAUUUCUUUGGGUACGAAGGAAGAUGCGGCCUUCCAACUAACUUUGAUUCUAACUAUUGCUAUGCAUUAGGCUAUGGUGCUGGUGCCCUUCUCCAAACUGGGAAGACAGGACUUAUUUCGUCUGUUGGCAACCUUGCAGCUCCAGUAGAAGAAUGGACUGUUGGUGGAACACCAUUGACAUCACUGAUGGAUGUCGAGAGGAGGCACGGCAAGUUCAAGCCAGUGAUCAAGAAGGCUAUGGUGGAACUUGAUGCUGCACCUUUCAAGAAAUAUGCAUCAAUGCGGGAUGAGUGGGCCAUCAAGAACAGAUACAUCAGCCCUGGCCCCAUCCAGUUCAGUGGCCCUGGAAGUGAUGACUCGAACCACACUUUGAUGCUGGAACUCGGUGCUGUGUUAUAG